Molecule: messenger RNA, 297 nt
Organism: Protopolystoma xenopodis
Lineage: Eukaryota; Metazoa; Platyhelminthes; Monogenea; Polystomatidea; Polystomatidae
Source: the annotation of a GenBank genome assembly
AUGAGCAAUUAUUUAGACUCCCGAUGGGACAAGUUGGACAGGGAAUUCGAGAAGUCACCACUGCAACAAAGAGUGCUCAUACGAUACUUGGAUGACUACUUUGCACUUUGGUCACAUGUAUUAAACCACAGCGGACAAACCAAUUCGGGCCACUAUACGGCAUACAUUCGGGCCGGUCCGGGCACAUGGUGCCUCUGUGAUGAUCAAAAAGUGCUACCGGUGAGUUUAGAGCACGUGCUUAGCACUGAUGCCUACGUUCUACUUUAUCACAAGAAUCUCCUUGCCGUCAAGGCUUAA